Molecule: messenger RNA, 480 nt
Organism: Mesorhabditis spiculigera
Lineage: Eukaryota; Metazoa; Nematoda; Chromadorea; Rhabditida; Rhabditidae
Source: the annotation of a GenBank genome assembly
AUGCAUACGCAGCUCAAUUUCGGGUCGGGGGCUGUCAGUGGCGGUUUCGUUUUUCGCCUCAGUCCCAGACUUUUGGAAUAUCAGUCUGUCGGCGAUUCUUUUUUCAGCGCCUCUUCCGCCCUGCGUACUCGAUCCCAAGGACCAAGGCGCCCAAAAACAACAGCAAAUGGGACGGCGCCACCGCAGAAGCCGCAGCGUAGCAAUAGUGCCACCCGGCUUCAGGUCGACCAGAAAUUGCGCAGCGAGGCGGAGGAUGCACGCAAAAGGGAACAAGCCAAUGCGGCGUUCGUGGAAUGGUUGAAGCGAAAGCUGAACGCGCCCAGGGAACCACGGUGCAGCCCCAGCAGAGAACAAAUCGCCACGUACGCAAAAGAGGACGCCAGGCAGCGCGUGCUGAACAACUGGCACGCCAAAUUCCCCCGCUCGAAAUCGAGGACCCAUUUUGGGAAUGAGGGAACUAUUCGCUACGAUGCCACGCUA